AUGAUCGCACAAUUGGAACAAAUUCUAAGCGCUUCAGAAUUUCAUCCCUAUUAUGACGGCUGCAUGGAGAAAUGCAUCGUGGAUCGUUACAUUUUACCGCUAUCACAUCACCAACAUCUUGAGCAAGUGGUUUAUGGACAGAUUUUUCCUACGCUCGUGGUGCUAGCCGCUCUGGCCAAUGUCGCUGUGGCUUUGGUGUUGUCGAAGAAAAACAUGGUGUCACCAACAAACGUCGUCCUAAAAUAUAUGGCAAUAGCAGAACUACUUGUUGGUGUCAUACCUCUCCCAUGGACAAUCUUUUUCUACACAAUGGGGAACUACAAUCGAACUUACAAUUUGGAACUGUGGUGGUGCUACCUCAACAAAUAUUCAAUGGACGCGUUUCCUCCUGUAUUCCAUAAUAUAGCAAUGUGGCUAACAGUAUUACUGGCUGGGCAAAGAUAUAUAUCCAUAAGCUACCCAUUGCAUUCUCGUGGAACCAGUAGUGUUAGUAACGUUCGCACAGCGACUGUAAUUAUCGCAGUAAGCUUCAUAUUGUACAGCAUGAAGCUAGUAGACAUGCAUUGUCUGUUCUCCAAUGCUACAAAACGUUUUCUUCAGACUGUGUCUAUUAUGUGCGGUCUUCCCAAAAGUUGUGUUGUCGGACAAACACCUUUACUGCAUCUAAUCGGACAAACGCUCUUCUUUAAUUUGUAUUUCUGGACAAGAGCUAUAGGCUUCAUUAUACUACCUAGUGUACUGUUGGUCAUACUAAACAUUUUGCUGAUAAAAGGCAUUCAAAGAGCUCAAAAAAGAAAGCUUCGUCUUCUAAGAGAGAAACGGCCAGAAGAAGCAGCAAGACAGCGAGACAGUAAUUCUACUAGCUUGAUGCUUGUAGUCAUUGUUUCCCUCUUUUUGGUAGUAAAUUUGCCACAAGCGGCAUUUAUGGGCGUGUUAUGUGUUUGCGAGACAUUUUCUAUCCGAUUUUCUCUUUUGGAAGGAGCAUUUCCAGCCGUCUUCCUUCUGACAAGCAAUAUGCUGGUAAUGGCAACGUAUCCAGUUAAUUUUGGCAUCUACUGCUUCAUGUCAAGCAGCUUCCGGAAGACAUUUAAAUCCUUAUUUUGUUCGUCUUUCCUCGGGAAAUGCAGAAAGAAAAAAGAAUUGAGGAACGUGAAUCGUCGACCAGCAGAAUUCUGGGCACAUUACAUUAGCAUGUUCCGUAAGGAAAAGGAUGAGAUCAUCAUUAGCAUGCCCACACAGGCGACUCCAGCUGCAGCUAUCAAUGCUAUCACGGAAAUUUGCCUCCCCACACAACCGGAGUAUCCUGUAUGA
Molecule: messenger RNA, 1311 nt
Organism: Angiostrongylus costaricensis
Lineage: Eukaryota; Metazoa; Nematoda; Chromadorea; Rhabditida; Metastrongylidae
Source: the annotation of a GenBank genome assembly